Messenger RNA from Lotus japonicus, 866 nucleotides. Its product is annotated as ATP-dependent Clp protease ATP-binding subunit CLPT2, chloroplastic-like. Bases 36 to 728 code for a protein of 230 amino acids. The record is from RefSeq and is a predicted model, not a curated record. The transcript has 5 exons. Lineage: Eukaryota; Viridiplantae; Streptophyta; Magnoliopsida; Fabales; Fabaceae.
CAACUCCCAAUCCCAAGUCCCGUGAAAAACUGAAAAUGGCUUCUGCGCAAUCCCAUUGCGCUUCCUCCUUGAGUCUCAUACGACGCUCGGAGCCUUCACCUCAUUUGGCCAAGAUUGUGUUGGUAAAAUGCCCUAACAAUUCAUGGCUUGGAACCAAAAUUCUCACCGUGAAACCUCAGCUUUCCGUUUGCAACCGCCGCCCCUUCGCUGCCACCGUCUCCUUCAGUCUCCCCACAGCGAAUCCAUCGCGUGCUGAUUCUCCAGGUGCGGAAAUUCCCAAAUGGUCUUCUAAGGCUAUAAAAUCGUUUGCAAUGGGGGAGUUGGAGGCUAGGAAACUCAAGUAUCCAACUACCGGCACUGAAGCCCUUCUCAUGGGGGUUCUUAUCGAGGGUACUAAUGUAGCUGCUAAAUUCUUGCGUGCCAAUGGAGUUACACUUUUUAAGGUGCGAGAUGAAACCGUGAAGUUACUUGGAAAAGCUGAUAUGUUUUUCUUCAGCCCUGAGCAUCCUCGACUCACUGAUGAAGCUCAGAAGGCCCUUGAUUGGGCUGUUGAUACAAAAUUACAAUCUGUUGAUGGUGGGGAAAUUACUACAGUGCACAUCAUUCUUGGCAUUUGGUCUGAAGUGGAUUCACCUGGUCACAAGAUACUGUCCACCCUUGGCUUUAAUGAUGAAAAAGCUAAAGAGCUAGAGACCUCAAUUUCUAAACCUGGAUUUAAGGAUGAUUGAUGUUUGCUGUAAAUGUAUGAGCAAGAGUUUUGCUUUGAGUGCAUAUUAUUUAUUCGAGCAAUUGUUUGUACAAUUGAUAGAUCAACAGGCUGUCCUGUUCAGCCUGUUGUUUCAACUACACACAUCUGAUUUCCAAAA